Messenger RNA from Engraulis encrasicolus (European anchovy), 8666 nucleotides. It is a transcript of the gene cluha, whose product is annotated as clustered mitochondria (cluA/CLU1) homolog a. NCBI's taxonomy places the organism in Eukaryota, Metazoa, Chordata, Actinopteri, Clupeiformes, Engraulidae. Gene Ontology annotation, cellular component: cytoplasm. Gene Ontology annotation, molecular function: mRNA binding; protein binding. The record is from RefSeq and is a predicted model, not a curated record. The coding region runs from base 196 to 4506 and encodes 1436 amino acids. The transcript has 27 exons. Gene Ontology annotation, biological process: intracellular distribution of mitochondria.
AAGCAACCAAGUCUGGACUGUCCUUCCUGAGUGGAGUUGUUUUUGUACCAUCGUGCCACUGACCGUACCCUCUGUAUGUAGCUUGCGAACACCUUAAUCGAGGAAGGCCAGUUGUCAAUUUUUCAUUUCAAACUAAAGCAACGGGUAUCUGUUGCUGAUUAGUGCACCUAGCGAGGAUAGAGUGACGGUAAAAUCAUGGUAAGCAAGACAGAUGACAUCCCAGCAUCGGUUCCGAACUGCAAUUCCGUUGAUCCUGCAGAAGGAGAAACGCCGGACAGUAAAGAAAGUACCAAGACAGUCCUCAAGGAUCCCUGUGGCUGUGCGCACAGUGCCGACACAACAAUGAUGAACGGCAAUGGCGCCCAUGACCACAGCGAGGAGGCGGACUCCAAGCCAGAGGGGGGCAGCGGCGCGGACGCUGACCCGGGCGAGGAGACCAACGAGCAGGAGGUCAUUGUCAUCCAGGACACUGGCUUCACCGUCAAGAUCCAGGCCCCCGGCACCGAACCCUUCGACCUACAGGUAUCCCCCCAGGAGAUGGUGCAGGAGAUCCACCAGGUGUUGAUGGACCGAGAGGACACCUGCCACCGCACCUGCUUCUCCCUGCAGCUGGAUGGGAACGUGCUGGACAACUUUGCCGAGCUCAAGUCCAUUGAGGGCCUGCAGGAAGGCUCCGUGCUCAAAGUGGUCGAAGAGCCCUACACAGUGCGCGAAGCCCGCAUCCACGUACGCCACAUCAGAGACCUGCUGAAGAGCAUGGACCCCUCAGAUGCCUACAACGGGGUGGACUGCAACUCUCUGUCCUUCCUCAGCGUCUUCACCGACGGAGACCUAGGAGAUAGUGGAAAGAGAAAGAAGAAAGGCAGCGAGCUGGAGCAGAUUGACUGCACCCCUCCAGAGCACAUUCUCCCCGGCAGCAAGGAGCGCCCCAUUGUCCCUCUCCAGCCACAGAACAAAGACUGGAAGCCACUGCAGUGCCUGAAGGUUCUGACCAUGAGUGGCUGGAACCCUCCGCCCGGCAACAGGAAGAUGCACGGAGACCUGAUGUACCUGUAUAUCGUCACUGUGGAGGAGAGACAUGUCAGCAUCACUGCCUCCACGCGUGGAUUCUACCUCAACCAGUCCACCACCUACUCCUUCAACCCCAAGCCGGCCAGCCCCAGCUUCCUGAGCCACUCCCUGGUGGAGCUACUGAGCCAGAUCAGCCCGGCCUUCAAGAAGAACUUCACCGCCUUGCAGAAGAAGAGGGUCCAGAGGCACCCGUUUGAGAGGAUAGCCACACCUUUUCAGGUGUACAGCUGGACCGCUCCUCAGAUCGACCACGCCAUGGACUGCGUGAGAGCAGAGGAUGCCUACACCUCCCGUCUGGGAUACGAGGAGCACAUACCCGGACAGACACGGGACUGGAAUGAAGAGCUGCAGACCACCAGAGAACUUCCGCGCAAGAACCUUCCAGAACGCCUGCUGAGAGAGCGCGCCAUUUUCAAGGUCCACAGUGACUUUGCGGCGGCGGCCACUAGGGGCGCCAUGGCGGUGAUCGACGGCAACGUGAUGGCCAUCAACCCGGGCGAGGAGACGCGCAUGCAGAUGUUCAUCUGGAACAACAUCUUCUUCAGCCUGGGCUUCGACGUGCGCGACCACUACCGCGAGCUGGGCGGGGACGCUGCCGCCCACGCCGCGCCCACCAACGACCUGAACGGCGUGCGCGCCUACGGGGCCGUGGACGUGGAGGGCCUCUACACGCUGGGCACCGUGGUGGUGGACUACCGCGGCUACCGCGUCACCGCCCAGUCCAUCAUCCCCGGCAUCCUGGAGCGCGAGCAGGAGCAGAGCGUCAUCUACGGCUCCAUCGACUUUGGCAAGACGGUGGUGUCGCACCCCAAGUACCUGGAGCUGCUGGAGAAGACCAGCCGCCCCCUCAAGGUGCAGCGCCACUCGGUGCUUAACGAGAAGGAGGCUCCCGUGGAGCUGUGCUCGUCCGUGGAGUGCAAGGGCAUCAUCGGCAACGACGGCCGCCACUACAUCCUGGACCUGCUGCGCACCUUCCCGCCCGACCUCAACUUCCUGACGGUGGAGGGCGAGGAGCUGCCGCCCGAGUGCCAGCGCCUGGGCUUCCCCCGCGCGCACCGCCACCGCCUGGCCUGCCUCAGGCAGGAGCUCAUAGAGGCCUUCGUCGAACACAGGUACCUGCUCUUCAUGAAGAUGGCCGCCCUACAGCUCAUGCAGCAGAAAGCCAACAAGGACAACAAGGUCCCGGCCGUGACCGACGGCACCAACGCAGAGCCAGAGCCCACCAACGCCACCCCCACCCCUACCGAGAACGCCACCCCAGCAGCCUCCACAGAGCCCACCAACUCCACCCCCUCAGAGUCCACCGAUACACCCACCGCAGAGACCAACCAGACACCCGAGUCCGCCCAGCCCCCAGAAGCUCCCACAGAUGACACCACCACCACCACCACGACCAACGCAGAAGCUCCAGACACAGACACCACAGCAACGCCACAGGACAAUACAGAGGUUCCGGCCACCGCCGUGACCACCAACGGUACCCCAGAGCCCGCGGUUGCGGCCGUUGACGGCCACCAGGCCAGCAGAGAGUGCGAGAGCCCACUGGAGGGUAAGGAGGCAGAGGAAAGUAUCCCGGGCUUAGCCCAGGCCAAAGAGCUGGCAGAGUCCUUAGCAGCAGAAGAUGGAUCCAGUAUUGACCCUAAGAGCCGUGAGGUGGUGCUGAACGCCUGCAAAGCAGUGGGCUCAAUCAGCGACACCUCCUUCGACAUCCGCUUCAACCCCGACAUCUUCUCGCCAGGCGUGCGUUUCCUUGACAGCAGUGCUGAUGCCAUCCAGAAGCAGAAGCAGCUUCUGAAGGAUGCUGCAGCAUUCCUGGUGUCCUGCCAGAUCCCCUCACUGGUUAAAGACUGCUUAGACCACAGUGCUCUGCCUAUGGACGGGGCAACUCUGACAGAAGCCUUCCACCAGCGUGGCAUUAACAUCCGGUACCUGGGCACGGUGCUCGAAUUUGUGGACAAGACGCCCGCAAAGACGCAACUCGAGUACUUCUACAGAAUAGGAGUGACUGAGUUGAUCACCAGAUGUGCAAAGCAUAUCUUCAAGACAUACCUCCAGGGUGUGGAGCUGUCGGCGCUGUCAGCGGCCGUGAGCCACUUCCUGAACUGCUUCCUAAGCUCGUACCCGGACGCCGUGGCCCACCUGCCGGCCGACGAGCUGGUGUCGCGCCGCAAGAACCGCAAGAGGCGGAACAGGGUGCCCGGCGGCGGGGACAACACCACUUGGUCCAGCCUCACACCUGCAGAGCUGUGGAAGAACAUCGUCUCAGAAGCACAGACCUACUACCACUUCACACUACAGGGUGAGAGUGUGGACCAGGCAGUGGAGAAGUACGGCCUUCAGAAGAUCACGCUGCUACGAGAGAUCUCAGUCAAGGCUGGCAUCCAGAUCCUGAUCAAGGAGUACAACUUCGACAGCCGCCACAAGCCUGCCUUCACUGAGGAGGACAUCCUCAACAUCUUCCCAGUAGUCAAGCACGUCAACCCCAAGGCCUCCGACGCCUUCCACUUCUUCCAGAGCGGACAGGCCAAGGUGCAGCAAGGGUUCCUGAAGGAGGGCUGUGAGCUCAUCAACGAGGCGUUGAACCUCUUCAACAACGUGUACGGUGCCAUGCACAUGGAGAUCUGCGCCUGCCUGCGUCUCCUCGCCCGCCUCAACUACAUCAUGGGAGACCACCCAGAGGCACUUAACAAUCAACAGAAAGCUGUCUUGAUGAGCGAAAGAGUGCUCGGUAUUGAGCACCCCAACACUAUUCAAGAAUAUAUGCACUUGGCUCUGUACUGCUUUGCCAACGGCCAGCUGUCCACUGCCCUGAAGCUGCUGUAUCGUGCACGCUACCUCAUGCUCAUGGUGUGUGGGGAGGACCACCCCGAGAUGGCUCUGCUAGAUAGCAAUAUUGGUCUGGUAUUGCACGGUGUGAUGGAGUACGACUUGUCUCUUCGAUUCCUGGAGAAUGCCUUGGCAAUAAACUCCAAAUACCACGGUCCCCGCUCUCUCAAAGUGGCGCUCAGCCAUCACCUGGUGGCUAGAGUGUACGAGAGCAAGGCAGAAUUCCGCUCUGCCCUGCAGCAUGAGAAGGAGGGCUACACCAUCUACAAGAACCAGGUAGGAGAGACCCAUGAGAAGACUAAGGAGAGCUCUGAGUACCUCAAGUAUCUCACCCAGCAAGCCGUCGCCCUCCAGAGAACCAUGAACGAGAUCUACAAGAACGGCUCCAACGCCAGCAUCAUGCCUCUCAAAUUCACAGCUCCAAGUAUGGCCAGUGUGCUGGAACAGCUCAACAUCAUCAAUGGCAUUAUCUUUAUUCCCCUGAGCCAGAAGGACCUGGAGAACCUGAAGGCUGAGGUGCAGAGGAGGCAAAUGCUCCAGGAGGCCACCAAGAGCGAGGAGCCCGAGCCUUCGGACGACACACCCACAGACAUGCCCGUGGACGAUUAACAACCCCACCGUCCCUUUACUUUACCUUACCCCUCCACUAUUACCGCCCCACCCCUCUUCCUUAUCAAAGCGCAGCCCCGCCCCCUUCCACUGCCAGGGGCCGCCACAAUGAUGAUGCAACAGCCAUCUUGCUUGAACCCAUGGACCUGAGAACUGAAGCUGUCUAAUUUAAAGAAAAAAAAAACAAGCAAACAAACAAAUGAGAGAAUGUGGAAAAGGGGAAAAGGGGCCAGGGCAGUCAGGAAAAAGCGUGUUGUCGUUUGUUUAUUAUUAUUAUUGUUGUUGUUAUUUUUUCUUUCUUUUUAUUUUUUAAAAUUUUCUUUGAUGUGCGGUGGGUAGGAUGAAAAGGAGUGUUGAGAGAGAGAAAAACAGCGUUAAGGGGAAAAUAGUGUGUGUGCAAUCCACAGGGGCCCGUGUGGUGGGGUGCAGGGGCCCUUCAAGAGGAAAGCUGGAGGUCAGAGUUCCCCACCCGACCCCGACCCCUGCCCAAGCCUCCAAUUGCACCAACCUGUUCGGAGGUGACCACGGAUGACCAUGACAUUGUAAACCAGAGCCUUAUCCACUCAGCACCCACCCCUCCACCCUCCCAAAAAACCCCAGUUUGUUUUUUUGUCUCUGAGCCCAGGACCACUGUACACAAUGCCCUUCAACACCACCACCACCACCACCCACCACAAACAAACCCUGCUUUCCCCAGCCAGCACCCCCACAAAAUCAAUCAACUAACCAAAAUGACCCCCGCCACCACCACCCCCAGUCUCAUGGAUGGGGGCCGGGGCAGGGCAUCCCACCUCCCAAACAAGUCAACAGAUUCCCCACCUGCCCUCUCAAACCCAAUUUAUAGCCUGGCCUAAAAACUCAGGUGAUUUUUACUGUGCACUAAUAGGUGAGACUGGAAAAAAUGAGAUGUAUAAAUAAUAACUAUAUUAUGAAGAAGAAUUUCUUAGAGAUUUCAAAUAAGCAGCGUGGGCUCUAGAAUGUAGACUCUUCUAUACACAAGGUCUUGCAACGAAGCUGUACCAAUCAAAAAAGGAAGAAAAAAUACCCUCCAUGAUCUGCUUCCUGUGGUCCCCCCCUAUCAAGUCCAAAAGAGUUAAUUGUGUAAAUUCUUGGCCGUCUGUGUCUGGCUUAAGGCAGGCACUAAAACAUGUGCAUGCUUUUAUCAUCCAAUCUUUGGACAAAACCUCUCUUUUUUUUCUUUCUGUCUUUCUUGGAAAACGAAUGAUCUUUUUUGUAAACUUGGGAAGGGAACGAAGCCAUUUUAGAUCUGUCAUUUAUCAAUUAAUUUAAGACAUGUCCAUUUUAUAGAGAAAUAUUGUUGGAGAGAUGUAAAAAUCUAUGUCUAUCACUUUUUUCGGACAGGUACUUGAUUCAUGUUGAUGGAAAAUGCAGGUUUUGAGACGUCCAGCUUGAAGUAGAAUUGUAAAACUUGAUCUUAGUGUUGUUCAAUAACACCCGCUUUUUCCACUAUUGAACUGUAUGAGUGUGUGGGCGUGUGAGAGCAUAGGGGUAUGUCUGUGGCCAUGUUUGUGUGCGUGUGCGUGUGCGUGUGCGUGUGCGUGUGUGUGUGUGUGUGUGUGUGUGUGUGUGUGUGUGAGAGAGAGUCUCUGUGUGUGUGUGUGUGUGUGUGUGUGUGUGUGUGUGUGUGUGCGUGUGUGUGUGUGAGAGAGAGAGUCUCUGUGUGUGUGUGUGUGUGUGUGUGUGUGUGUGUGUGUGUGUGUGUGCGUGUGUGUGUGUGUGUGUGUGUGUGUGUGUGUGUGUGUGUGUGUGUGUGUGUGUGUGUGUGUGUGUGUGUGUGUGUGUGUGUGUGUGUGAGUGAUAAUUCACCUAUGACCAGGCAAUGGGAAUGAUGCUGCUGCAACAUUUGAUUAUUUCAUUGUGGGAUGCCAGUACUUACCAGGAGUUUAUUUUUGUACACAUGGUUAGACACCGAUCGGUGUGGAUAGUUGUUAAGCUCAUCAAUUCAGAACAAAAAAGUUUUGUUUGGCUUGAUAUUGAAAGAAAAAAACACCUGUAAAAAGACACUGACAGAUUCAUUAUUUGACAGGAUCACCAUCCCAGCACUUUUGACUGUUUUUGGCUUGUAUUGAACGUUUUAGUCAUCUGCCACUUUGACUAGCACACAAUAAAAAAAGAGGCAACAGAGACAUUUAUUACUACUACAUAUUCCUUAGCAGUAUUUAGUGCACUUUUUCUGAAGCUGUUUUCGAAACAUUCAGCACCACCCGAAGUGGAUUGAGAUGAGCUGCUUUGAUGUUAAACCAAAAAAAGCAAUGCUAGAGACCUGUGUGUUGGCUUGUACAAAGCACUGUGUUUCCCCCCUGUUGACAAUGUUUUUCAGUUUGCGUGUUGCUGUAUGUUUGGUAUGUGAUCGAAGCAAUAGCUCCCUGCUGGACCUGUCUUUCUCAUGCAGAUGAUCAGAAGCACCCAGGUGCAAAACACGAAGGAUGACCUAAUAAUCUGUUUUUUUCCCCCUUCCUUUUCUUUUCUUUUCCUGAAAUAUACGCAUAUAUACGAUUAUAGGCUAUGUCAUGGAGAAUGUCCAAGAGAACGAUUACUGCGGUAAUUGUGGAUUAUGCCAUGUCUUAUGGUGGAAACAAAAUACAUGUGGGACUAAUCUGAACUGUGCCUACUUGCAGUCCGCUUUUUGAACUGGUUUGGUGUUGUAUAUUUGUUCGCCCCUAUUGAGAUGGCGAACACGUUCCUCUUGGUUUGGAUAUAACUGUGCUGACUUUCUGUUAGCGCUUCGUCAUUCACCCUUUAUAUAUCUGUAUGUGGAGUAAUCAGAUGAAGGCUGACAGAACCCCAUGUCCAUCUUGCACAGUUAAUCACGAAUGUCUGCACUGUCGUGCAGUUCCAUAAGUCGCCACAAGGCUGUGCUCAAGAGAUUGUGCUUCCCUUGCAAGUCCAAGGUUACAAAUGAGAAUUUGAUUUUUUUUUUUUUUUUACAAAUGAUUUCUAGGAGGGAUUGUUAAAACAUAUCUGUCUCCCUGCCCAUUGCAGUCAUAAAGGCUUUCAGAAGAGAGGGAAGCCGAAUGUAAAAGGAGACAAACAAACAAAAAAAACACUGGUCAUACAGAAACUGACACAUUUUAAGUGUUUAAAUGUGGCCUCCUGGGAAUGCUCUUCAGUGAUUUUUCUCUUGUGAUUUCUUUUUUUGGUCAUUGAUCAUAGAAUUAAGGUGCUUUCAAAAAUUAAAUGCAAAUAUUUUGCUGUGUUUCUCAAUUCUAUAUUUUCUUCUGGUUGUUUAGCUGUAUGCUUUUUCCCAAUAUUAUACAAACCUGAUUGCAUGAUCUAAAUGUCUUCAGCCAACUGUAGGCCCCCUGGUAUCCAGUGAAACAUUUGAAAUUGAAUUGAAAAUAGUUCAGUGAAUUGAUAUUCCAUAGGCUUAGUAUUAAAAUACAUACACUGUUAUCCUCUACUAUAUUCACAGAACAAAGAAACAACAUCUUGUACUUCAACUGUGUGAAAACAAGUGCUGCUGAACGUUUUGUAUUGUUUAAAAAAUAUUUUUGAGUAAAAUAAGCACAGGGUGACGGCCUUUAUUUCGGCUAGGAGUAAAUGCAAGCAAGCUACUGCUUUGAGAUAAAUGACAGCUCAUGUAAUUUUAUUCUGAAAUGACCGCUGCCCUGUGCAUAUUUUCUUCCACUUCUCUGCAGGUAUAAAUAUUUCAUGUAACAUAACAAGCCCAGAGUGCUGUUUGAGUAAGGUGUGUGAGUAAAACACGUGACAAAUACGCCGAGCUUUUAACAGGCAACUGGCUUUACAAUAGCCCACAUUUGCUCUUGCACCUGGGGGUCCCCACGGCAUACUGCCACUAGGCUGGGGCAAUUAUGAACAUGCGGUAUUUUGUUUGCGUGCUGUGUGAAUGGAGGAGCGACUGUAGGACCAUGUGCGUCGCAUGUCUGGUGACCUAUAAUCUCAGCUGCUGUUGAGCGCACAUUGAUCAAAUAUAUUUCUUGACUGUCAAGGAGAUUAUUAGUCUUUGUUUUGUACGCAACUCAUUUAACCAUUUUCUCCCCUCCUGCCCCUGUGGUGUGUGUGUGUCUGCUUUGGUUUCCUUUUGUGUGCUUAUCAAUCUGUUUCUGUUAAAAAUAACAUCCUAAUUAUUUUUGGUCUGAGUAUGCUUUUUGUAUUAAAAUAAAGAACUUAGCAAGUUG